Molecule: messenger RNA, 1705 nt
Organism: Nicotiana tabacum (common tobacco)
Lineage: Eukaryota; Viridiplantae; Streptophyta; Magnoliopsida; Solanales; Solanaceae
Molecular function (GO): ubiquitin protein ligase activity
Source: RefSeq, a predicted model, not a curated record
UUAACCUGCAGAAAGGGGAAAAAGAUAAAGAAGCCAACUUUUAACCAGAUCCAAUAAAUCUAGUGGAAUUUUGAAUGAAGAAUAUGAAUUAAUGGCGACAACUUUCAGUUACACAAAAAGGAGGCGAAGAACAAGAAAAACAAUACAACAGACUCAACACGGAGGCAGCCAGGUGGAUAAAAAAUUGGACGAACAUGGCGAAGAAGAAAGAUGCCAAUACCCACCUUGGAAAAAGGGGUGGGGUGGGUACCCAAAUGCCACGGGGAGUGGAAAGAAUGCUUGAAUUGUGAUUAAUCAGUAAUGCACAAUCUGUAAUCUAAGCAAAAUCUAAGUCUUCUGUCCUCUAAUGGAAGAGUUGCAAAGGUUUCUCAUUUUUCUUAAGGGUUUUGAAGCAAGAUUGAUCAGUCUCAUUCUUCAGGGCGUAGGAGCACUGUGAGAAUUUUCUGGACUUAAUUAAAUAACGGAGCUUUUAAACGGAAAGCAAAAUCAACUCUAAUGCAGCGUGAUUCUGGUAACUCUUACUUACCCACUAGAAACCAUGCUGGUGGUGCAAGUCUUGGUCGAUCCAAUUUAAUUCCCAUUAAUAUGACACCUUACCAUGGUUCACACACUCCAUAUAUGCUGGGUUCAGAACAAAGGGCUUCUCGGUCAAUCAAUCUGUCUCUGCCAGCGGUAGCUAAUCUGAACCUUGAAAAUGGUGCAGAUGGGUCAUCAGCAGCUUUGGCAAGCUCUCACUCUCGCUCAGGAAGUAACUAUUCUAACUGGAGUCCAACAAUAAUUUCGGCAAAUGUAUCAAUCGCAUACCACCCUGAAAGAAAUUAUUUUUCCUGCUGGAUUCCAGCAGCAAUGCUACCGAUCAUGCAUGCUCCUAAUUUCUUUGUACCACUGCCACAUAUGCCAUGGAACUGGACGUAUAGCUCUUUCUCUGUCCAGGUUCCGUCAGUGUAUCAUAUGACUGGAACAAUUCGAAGUGAGGUGAUUUCCCGUCAAGAUAGCCUGCCGCUUGUUCCUGCUUCUCAGUUUCAACAAAUUAGUCUUGCUCCAGGAGCUGAGAGAGUAAUUACAGGAGAGAACAUGGUGAACUCCAGUUUUGCAGUUCAACAAGUAAUUUUCCGGGUAAAUCACAGCCCGAGGUUCAUGGGUGAUGACUUUUUGCAUCAUCAUUUGCUGAGACAAGUGAACCACGGACCUGGUCCUACACCACUGCAUCCGUACAAUUUUCACAUGGCACAACAUGGUGGAGGACAAAUUGGUACGCGUCAAACUUUUUAUGUUGGCAUAGAGAACAUGAGUUAUGAGGUUUUGUUAGCCUUUCAAGACCAGGUUGGAUAUGUCAGUACAGGAUUGAGCAAGGAAGUCAUUUUAGCACGUAUGAAGUGCAUCAAGUAUCAGUCAAUCGCAAUAUCUGUGAAUGACAGCGAUAGGUGUUGUAUUUGUUUGGACAACUUUUGUGAUGGGCAGACCAUUGGAUUUGCUGACUGUGGGCACUACUUCCAUUUUGAUUGCAUCACCGAGUGGCUCAUGCAGAAGAAUUCUUGCCCUCUCUGCAAAAGGACUGCGUUAACAACUUGAGGAAGUACAAUUUGCUCUAGCAAGUUUCUCCGGAACUUGAAUUUUAUUGCUUUGAACCUAUAUAUACGUUUAUUUCAAUUUAAGCAAUUUGUUAUACUUUUGAUGACAAUUAAUAAGACCUUUCAAACCUUGA